AUGGCUGGCGAAACUCAGGACACUGACAUGUUGGAACUCGAAUCCUUGCAGUUGGACAUCAAAACACUAAGGCAAGAUCGAGAAGAGGACAGGAAGGAGUUAUAUCACUUUACAGAGUCAGUCAAUAAGAAUUUUGCCAGCAUCCAGAGAAACUUCAAGAAAAUACAGAGUACUUUGCAGAAGUUGGCCACAGAGCAGUCGGGAGAAGAAGAAGAUGAGGAUGAUGAAAGACCAGAUCCUCUUUCUGGACAUGGAAGCACUGCUAUUCCCCCAGGAAGGCCGAAACAACUACCAAACAACCAACUAGCCACUGACAAACAGGACCCAGCUACGGGUGGAUCUGCUAUGUUGGUUGACAAAACUACAGGCAGAGAACUGAACUUGGAUGGCACUCCAAAAGGACCUUAUAGGCACCCAAAUCAUGCUGCCAACAAGCAGGAAUUUCACACGCCGCAACAACAGCAAGUUCAGGGAGUGCAACACUUAAGGACAGUAGAGGAAUUUCCUGAAGCAGAGGUCAGAAGGGACAGACACAGACCUUAUACUCCUGAAAUCAGAAGAAAUAUCCUUUCUGUCAAGCCUACAAAGUUAAACAUUGCUGAAUUUGAAGGGUUGGAUGCAGAUUCAUGGAUACAAAAUAUAGAACAGUACUUCUCUACAUCUAGAACAUCAAUUGAGCAAAGAACUGAAAUAGCAGUUUCCUAUCUGAAGGGAGAAGCUAUCCAAUGGUGGAGAGGCACUGGGUUUAUUGUCAGUAAUACCCCUUGGCAGAAAUUCUGCUCUGCAAUCACACAAAGGUUUGCUGUUACAUCUGUGUGUGAAAAUGUGAAGGCCUUCCACAAGUUAACUCAACAUGCUACUGUUGCUCAAUACAUUUCUGAAUUUGAACAACAAAUGAAUCUGAUGAGGAGGGACAACUCCGCAGUUCCUGACAACUAUUACUUGCACAGUUUCAUAUCAGGGCUAAACCCCUAUAUUCAAAGCCAUCUAGAGUGUUUAGAACGUACUGAUAUGCAGAAAGCUAUGUGGCUAGCAAGAAGGAUUGAGAAAUCCUGCCCUCCUUCCACUUCUCAGAAGACAUAUGUUCCAAAUUUCAGAAGAGGAACACAAGGAGAAAUCCCAAAACCUCCAAUGGCCACCAGUACAGCUCCUGCUUCUGUGAUACAACAAGCAAGGGAGAAGGGCAUUUGCUAUAAAUGCGGAGAACCUUGGUUCCCUUGUCACAAGCCGGUUUGCAAGAUGUCCCAAAAAUCUCAGAUUCAGGCCCUGCAAGAACAAGCUGGCAAUCCUGAUAUCAUAUACAUAGUUGAUGCAGAAGAGGUACAAUCUGAUGUGGAAGAGGAGCCUCCUGACAGCACAGAACUCAAAAUCUCCAUGCAUGCAGCCACUGGCAUACCUGAAGAAAAGAAGAAACAUACUUUCACACUGCAAGUCAAAAUUGGAAACAUUGUAGGCCUGGCCUUAGUAGACAGUGGAAGCACUACUACUUUUAUUUCCCCUGCCCUUGCUGCACAAUCUGGGUGUUCUGCUACUCCAGUGAAACAAGUUCAAGUGAAUGUAGCAAAUGGGGGAAAAUUAUAUAGUGAUUUCUCCCUCCACAACAUUUCCUACAACAUUCAAGGAGUUGAACUGGUGUCUGAUUUCAGGUUCUUGCAACUCACUGGAUAUGACAUAAUUCUUGGAGCAGACUGGAUGUACAGACACAGUCCUGUUACCUUUGAUUUACCAAACAUGUCAUUGGGAAUUAAACAAGUCACUGGUGAAUCAAUCACUUUCUUGGAUGAGAGUCUGCCCACCAGUCCUUGCACUCCCAUCUUACAAGAUAUGGAGAAAAUACUGGAUAAUAUGCUUUCUAGAGCACUCAUGUGGAUGCAACCAGUGCAACUUGACACACUUUUGGAGACUGUGCAAAAACCUGAAAUUACCAAAGUGCUUGAAAACUACAAGGAUGUCUUUGAAGAGCCUACUGGCCUACCUCCAAAAAGAGAUUGUGACCAUGCAAUCAACUUAGAGCCUGGAGCUCCUGUUAUUAAUCAAAGAGGAUAUAGAUUGCCAGAUCAUCAGAAAAAUGCUUUAGAAGAAAUUAUCAAAGAUCUCCUAAAGAAAGGGAUUAUAAGAUUAAGCCAUAGUCCUUAUUCCUCUCCUACAAUUCUGGUAAAGAAAAAGGGCAUGGAUUGGAGGUUAUGCAUUGAUUAUAGAAAACUCAAUUCCCACACAAUCAAAAACAAAUAUCCCAUACCAAUGAUAGAAGAUCUCCUAGAUGAAUUAAAUGGAGCAAAAAUAUUUACCAAGCUGGAUCUGAGAAGUGGCUAUCAUCAAAUCAGAAUGAAAGAGGAAGAUAUUGGAAAAACUGCUUUUAGCACACACAUUGGACUGUUUGAGUUCCUGGUCAUGCCCUUUGGAGUAACAAAUGGACCCCCUUCAUUUACAGAGCUCAUGCAGACUGUUUUGGGCCCCUUGUUGAGAGAUUGUGUGCUAGUUUUCUUUGAUGAUAUUCUGAUCUUCAGUAAAUCAUAUAAGGAACACUUGGAACAUGUAGCAUUAGUGAUGGAAGCACUCAGGAAACAUCAGCUGUAUGCAAAGCUUUCUAAGUGCAUAUUUGCACAAUCUUAA
Molecule: messenger RNA, 2613 nt
Organism: Aegilops tauschii subsp. strangulata
Lineage: Eukaryota; Viridiplantae; Streptophyta; Magnoliopsida; Poales; Poaceae
Source: RefSeq, a predicted model, not a curated record